AUGGCCGGCGGCUUGCUCAAUGACCAGCUUCACUAUGCCGAGACACAGAUCAUCGCCGAUCCGGUGGGCAAUGGCGAGUGCGAGGAGGAGGGGUGAGUUGCGCCGUUUUUUUGUGGGUAAAAUACGAGCAUUUAGGAAAAUUUAUAAAACCGUGCAGUUUGAAAAAUCAAAAAUAAAAAAAAUUUUUUAACGACUUUAUCAGUUUGUCGGGAAAAUAAUGAGCACUCUGUCGCAGCAAAAAUCGCAUUGAGAAAAAGAAUUGUGUCGGCAAAAUCAAACUGCUUUUCACUUUAGCGACGCUAUUGAAGCAGAUAUUGUGCUCAUUAUUUUCCCGACAGAUUCAUAUUGGAUUUUUUGAGGCUAUUAUUUUUUUUGAAUUUUACCGAAACAUUUUUUCGUUGGCAAUAUUGUUUUUUUUUCUUUCUGUUCUCCUGCGCUCAAAGAGCGCCUAAGGGCAGAAAUUCUUUUUCAUUAAACAUGUUUACGUCUUCAAAAAACUUUACAACAAAAUCUUUUUAGACCGGAAAUGGCUGGGUCGGCUAGGCCGGGCUUUUGGGGGCUAUGGCAAAAUUUUGAAUAGGUCCGGGGAGGACCAACCUUCGCCUUUCGCUCACCUCAUUUUGCGUUGUCUCUUGUCUAUAUAAAGAUUUUUGAAUUUUCCCAUCGCUUGCUAAAGGUAAAAAUCACCUAAAAAUUUUGUGGACAGAGCCUAGGUUUUUAAACAUUCUUUGCCGACGAGAGAUUAUAUGAAAUGAGGAGAGAGUCCAGAGAGAAAAACACUUUUCGGCCGAAUCUUUGCCAGUUUCGUGAGGGAAAAAUUGAUUUCUUGUGGAAACACUAUACUCUAUGGUAGAAAUAGAUAUGUAAAAUUUCAUGUCAAAAUUCGCAAAAAAAAUUUUCAUUUUUGCGAACUUUUUAUCUAAAAAUCUCGGUCAUUUCUGCAAAGCGCGAGCUAGAAAUCUGCCAUGUUUCUUAGAAUAUCUUGUUCUAAAUUUGUCCUAAGUUUUGUCAAAAUCGCAGCGUCACAGUUGAAGCACUUGCUCUGUAAAUUUUUUCUCUGCCAUCCUCUCAAUUCGCAUGCUCUCUUGCAAAAAAAAAAAAACAUUUUUAAGGCUAAAACUGAAACACAUUUUUAGCACUUGCCUCAGCGAAUUUCCCGAAACUAUAAGUCCAUUGUAAACAAACAAUUUUCGUCUCAUUUUUCAUUGUCCUGUUGCCGUUAACCCGCUUCUUUUCUUAUCGAGGAAUCAGCUGUGAUAAUUCCCUUCUCCAAAGCACACGAAGAUUAGGAGUUUUUGAAUAAUCUCGGCAACGAGCGCUCAAAAAGGACUUGGAAAAAGAAAUUUUAGGGAGAGAAAGCAGACUUGGCAAAGUGUUGAAAAACAAAGAAAUAACAAAGUCAUGCUUUUGAAAGUGUAAAAUACGCCAACGAAAAAUAAUGCUUUUAUUUAGCAGUCUGUCGGGAAAAUAAUGAGCAAAAUGGGCGCCAUACGUCAAGAAAAAAUAAAAGAAAAAGAUAGAGCCUAGAAUUCUUUGGCAUUUCGCAAUAGGCAAAUUUUUUAGUGUUACAAAAAUAGUUUGCAAAAUUUUCACACAAAGAUGAACAGUAAAUCACAAGAUAUUGAUUUCAAUAGAAAGCUCGAGAGUUUCUUAAGCUAACACAACCAAAAUUUAACCGGAGACAUGGUGUUUUGACAGUCUACCAAGGCGAAGAAAACAGUGUCUUAACCAGAGAUUGCCACGGCUCCGGAGCCGGCUCUUGGCUCCGGCUCUGAGCGGCUCCGGCUCCGAGCCCGGAGUCGGAGCCAGGCUUCCCAGCGGUCAGAAAAGUAAAAAUUUCGUGAUCUUGUUAAACCAAAUUGCUUGAAAAAACACUGCGGAGGAUGUGACUUGACUGCAGAAACGUUGGCUGUAUGAUCUCUGGCACUAAUAACUUUUAUUUUUGGAAAAAUAUUUUUAAAAAAGCAUUUUGCAUAGGAGCCGGGAUUCGGAGCCGGAGGCCUUUUUAAAUUUUGCACGAAGCCAAGAGCCGGAGCUGCAAAUUUGGCCUCGGCUCCGGCUCUGGGAGCUAAGAGCCGGAGCCGGAGCCCAAAUUUUGACCGUGGCAAUCGCUGGUCUUAACAAAUAUUUUUUGGCGAUAUCCAGUCAGAGAGCGCCAGAUGAGGGUACAGGCUCUACGUCAAAAAAUCUGGAAGAGAAAGAAAGAAAUUAGAACACCGGAGGGAGCAAGAAAGAUUUAUUUGUUAUCGAAAGGCGUCGAUAUAUGGAGUUUUGCUUAAAAUUGACUUUUGGUGCCUCUGAAAUUAUUGGUUUUGGAAGGGUCUCGUUGUUCAGAGGAGAUUCAAAAUUGAUAUUUUAGGGGUAAAAUACGAAAAACGAUCUUGUUCCUCAAAAAUAAAAACCCAAGAUUACGAUGAUUUUCGGUCUAAAAAUCUAAAAAAAAUCGGUAAUUUCUGCAAAGCGCGAUGAAAAAUUUCAAAUAUUAAAAAAAUUCAAACCUAAAUUUUUUACAAUAUUCAUUAAAAUCAAAAAAAAAAAUCUAUUUUUUUUUAAAUUUUUUGAAAAAAAAUUUUUUUAAAUUCCAGUGACAGCACGUCCAACGAAGAUGACACCAAUGAAAGCACCUACCGCGAAACUUACCAAGAAUUUUUCCUCCGCCACAUGCAGAAUAUGAUCCAUUUCUUGGUGGAGGACUGGUUCAUCUCGGCCAUGUUGGGAUUCAUCACCGCCAUUUUGUCCAUUUCCGUCGACUUGUCAUACGAAUAUCUCAAUCAUUGUAAGAACAAAUUUUCGGGAUUUUUGAUUUUUUUCGGGAAAUUUAGGGGUUUUUGGGUUGGUUUAUGAAGAGAAAUUUACAGGGGAAGUACCCCAAGUGCGACGCUCAGAUUUUGAUGAAACUUGGCACAAAUUUAGAAUAAUUUUUUCUAAGAUAUAUGCGAGAAUCCUAGCUCGCGCUUUGCAGAAACAACGGAGAUUUUUAGAUCGAAAGUCGGCGAAAUUUUAGGACUUUUUGCAGAAUUUCGGCACAAAAAGUGGCAUACUGAUUUCUACCGUAAAGGGUAACGCUUCCGCAAAAAAUCAAUUUUUUCUUCACGAAACUGCCAAAGUUAUGGCCAAAAAGAGUUUUUCUCUCUGACCGCUCUCCGCGUUGGGCGUACUCUCUCCGCGGCAAAAAUCGUUCAAUAUCUCGGUGGCGCUUGAAAAGCGCGAGCUAAAACUUUCAGGAAUUGAUACUUAGUCCAUACCCGACGUGUGUGCAAAACUUAAAGAAAAUCUGAGCGUCGCACUUGGGGUAUUUUCGGUUUUUAUUGUUUUUGAGAUUUUUUUGAUUUUUUUUUUAUUUUUUUGGGAUUUUAAAAUUUUUGGUCAAAUUUGGCACAACUUUUUUUGGGAUUUUUUGAUUAUUUUAGUUGAUUUUUUUGUAUUUUUGGGAAUUCUUGGAUGAUUUUUUUUGGCUUAUUUUUAGAAACUUUAUUAUCAAUUCUUUCAUUUUUUAACGAUUUUUUUAUAAAAUUUUUUUCGAUCUUUCUGGGGUUUUCAAAAAAAAUUUUUUUUACUUUUUCCUUUAAAAAACUAGAAAAACUAAAAAAAAUUAAAAAAAAAACAAAAAAUCCCCCCAAAAAAAUCGAUUUUUUUAUUUUCAAAAAAUUUUAAAAAUCGCAAAAAUUGAUACUAUCAGGCUGUCGGGAAAAUAAUGAGCACAAUGUUGCAGGGCCAAUGGCUUCGUUGAAGUGAAAAAAAAUUGAUUUUGUCGCGACACAAUUCAUUUUUUCUGCGGCCUUUUCGCUGCGUCAGAUUGCACAUUAUUUUCCCGACAGACUGAUAUCCAAGCCUUUUAAAUUAAAAUAUGAAACCUUGUGCACAAAUGGACGGCUUUUCGAACAGUCUGUCGGGAAAAUAAUGUGGAUUUGUCGAUGCGAUUUCGCUGCGUCAGAUUGCUCAUUAUUUUCCCGACAGACUGAUAAGAAAUAUAUCUCUAGGCAAAAAAAAACAUCCAAGAAUCAAAAUAAAACAAAAAAUAUUAAAUUUUUUGCAACUUUUUCCAGACAAAGUCAUCGUCUACGACCAAGCGAUGAAGGUGGACCGAAUCGUCGGGUUUAGCGCGUGGGUCAUGUACAUAGUGGCAUUUGUGGGUGGAGGCGCCAUAGUCUGUAAAUACAUCUCGAGACACGCGAUUGGGAGUGGAAUCCCCGAGGUGAAGGUGAUCAUGAACGGGUUCAUGUUGCAAAACUACCUCACGUUUCGGACGUUGGUCGCCAAAGUCGCGGGCCUAGUGUUGACGUUGGGCAGUGGGCUGCCGGUCGGGAAAGAAGGUCCAUUCGUCCAUAUGGGAGCAAUUGUGGCCACACUGUUGGCCAAAGCGACAAGGCCUUUCCAGCACAAUGCGUUCUAUUCGAAUGAAGGAAGGGAUGUGGAGAUUUUGUCGAGCGGAUGCGCUGUGGUAGGUUUUUUGAGGGAGAAACUGUAAAAAAAUGGCGGAAAACUCACAUAGAAGCCAUCGGUUGCGGUCCAAUUGGUCUAAAGCGACCGCGCGAUACUAACGGGCUAAGCCGACAUUUCCCGGUGAUUUUCAACCGAAAAAGUCCGAAUUUUCUCGAUCAUUUUCAACCGAAAAGCACUGGUUUUUGGGGUAGAGAUGCCUCUACUUCAGACGGUCGUAGCGGCCUCAGUUUUCACUUUAGAGGCUUGUUAUUUUGUAGACAAAAAUUAAUGUCGUUUAAAAGUGCAUAUUUCAAAUCCGAAGUCUCUGCGCCGUAUCCGCCGGAAGUUAUAGCCUUCCACUUUCCUUCACGUUUUUUGUAAGACCCUGUAUUAUCAGUCUGUCGGGAAAAUAACGGCGGAUCGUCGCGCCUCGGAGUCGAUCCGCCGUUAUUUUUCCGACAGACUGAUAAAAUUUUCAUAAAGUGCCUUUUGCACUGCACGUCAAACUGAGACAAGCUAAAGCAGUCCGGUGAAUGGAUUGGCAAUCUGCCAAAACGUGAAAAAACGUUUUGUCGGGGAAGAAAUGGGGAAUUUUUGGGGCGAGAGAGUACGCUUUUGCGUGUCUUUUUUCUUUCUUUCUCUGCGAAAUCAAGACGAAGUGUAAAAAACCGAUAGCGAAGGGUUUAUUCCGGUCGCCGGACUCCUCAGUUUGACGUGCACUGUGCUUAUCGCUUUUUUUCGGGCGACGCGAUCUGUAAUGAAAAAAAGCUUCCAUCGCAGCGAUUUUGUAUGAAAAAUCUAAUGCCCUGUGCAGUUGGCCUUUUUCCUUGCACAGUGCGUUCAGCGAGACCAAACUGACGGAAAUUUGGCAAAAUUUGACGGACUGAAAAAAAGAUCGUUAAAUUGACAACCUCGGUCCAAAUCGAGCAAGAUAUCAAGUUCAUUUAUUAAUUUGGCCAUAUUUCUUUUAUUUUGCCUCAUUUUUUUGUUUUGGCCAUUUUUUGGAUUGGCCGCUUUUUUUGAUUUGGCCAGAUGAACAGAAAUAUGAUAGGCUUGGCCAUAUUCAAACAUUUUUAAUGAGUUUUACUAGUCUGUCGGGAAAAUAAUGAGCACUCUGUCGCAUCGGAGAUCGCAUCGCUGCCGAGAAAAUGAAUUGUGUCGCGGCAAAAUCGAAUUGUUUUUCACUCAGCGAUACGAUCGGCGAUAUUGCUCAUUAUUUUCCCGACAGACUGAUACUACAGAAACUCUUCUAUAACGACUUAAUUUUUGGUCUUUUGCGAUUCGUUCUACAGGCUUCUGACUGUGGUAAAAUUAAAUUUACUGUUUGUCCAAAUGCUCAUUAUUUUCCCGACAAACUGAUAUUAUCAUUUGUCCAUUUUUCCUUCAAAAAGUUACAAAUAAAAAACAUUCAAAAAAUCACUUUUUUCAGGGGAUUGCCUGCACAUUCUCGGCUCCAGCCGGAGCCGUCUUGUACGGCAUCGAAUCCACCCACAAAUAUUUUGCCGUCAAGUCGUAUUGGCGUUCAUUUUUCGCAACCACAUGUUCCGCAUUACUUUUUCGUUUCGCAAAUUAUGCCAUCAUCCCGAAGGACAUUGCGGGCUCGAUUACCGCGUAUUAUCAGACGAGCUUCCCGAACGAGGUGUUCGUCGUCGAGGAGAUCCCGAUUUUUGCGAUGAUUGGGUAGGUAAAUAAGUUUUUUUUGAUAUGAUGAAUAUGAUUUUGCUGAUUUUGCUCUUCAGAAUAUUGAGUGGCCUUCUUGGUGCGGCAUUUUUGAUAUUACACAAGAGGAUUUCCAAGUUUAUCCGGCGCAAUCGGAUCUUCUUGAAGGUGUUUGGAAAGGAGUAAGUUGACUUGUGUUUUUGAUGAAUUUACGUCCCUGAUUUUACAUAUCCGGAAAAAGUUCCUUAUUUUGGCCACAACAAAGGUACUCCGCGAACUGCGCCCAAGCUUGGGCACUAAAGUUUAAGAAAAAACGCUUCGAUCUAGCUUACACUGAAUUACUAUGAUAGCUUUAUAGUUUUAAGGGUACCUACGAUGGCUGUGACGACUCAUUUAGUUCCAUACGGAGGCAAUAAGUUCAGUUCCGGACAUGUUUCAUCGUAUAAAGUGGCUGCAGCCGUUUUUGAAGGGUAAGGAGGUACGUAAAAAAGAAGGUAUCUCACUAACUAAAUCCAAUGUCCGGGCAUUGACAACGAUGAAUUGAGCGUGCACGCUAAAUUUGGGCUAAUUCCGACCAGUUUCCGCAAAGUUAUAAGUUGUGGCCAAAAUAAGGAACUUUUACCCAAAACCGCACUGUGCAAAUUAUUAUCUUUCUCUAUUUUCCAAAUUUUCAGCGGUUUCGCGUUCACAAUCUUUAUGGCAUUCGUUGUCGGCGUUAUUACAUUCCCCGAUGGCGUUGGCAGCUACGUUCACGGCCGCUACAACUUCCGCGAAACGCUGAGUGAUCUGAUUAGUAACUGCACCAUGACCUUGUACAACACCUCGAUUAGUCGAGGCUGCGACCAAGAAAUGGUCUUCCGCUGGACUGCUGACGCCGCCGCUACAACGCCGAAUGUGAUGCCGACUUUGGUUGGGUACUUCUCUGUGAUGGUGGGUUUGAAUUUUAAUUGAAUUAGAAGGGUAGUUUAGUUGAGAAAUUAGUCGAUGGACUUGUAAAGAGUAAAGAAUAAAAUAAUAAAAAAAUAAUAAAAAAAAAUAAGAUAAUAUAAAAAUAAAUAAAAGAAAAAUAAAAUAAAAAUUCUAAAAAGUAUUUUUUAAUAUAAUAUGAAGUAUUUUUUACUUUUUUUAAUUAAAAAUAAAAAAAAUAAAAUAAAAAAAUAAAAUUUUUUUUAAUGAAAAAUAGAGAAUUUUUUAAAUAUAAAACAAAGAAAAAUCUGGAAAAAUCAAAAGCAAUUUUUUUUAAUAAAGUUUUUUAAACAAAACACCGUCGUUCACUUCUUAUUUUGUUUCUCUUUUUUUGAUGGUAGGUUUAAACUUAAUUAAAUUAAAAUAGUAGUUUAGUUGAGAAAUUAGUCUAUGAACUUGCAACGACUAAAGAAUAAAACAGAAAAAUAAAAAAAUCGAAAAAAGAAAUUGGAAAAAUUAUACAAAAAAAAUCUUUUAAUAAAAAAUAAUAAAAAAAUAAAUGAAUUUUAUGGUUUUUUUUGUUUUGUUAAUAAGAAAAUAAAAAAAUGAUAAAAAAUGUUAAAAAAAUCAUUAUUUUUUUUUAUUUUUUUUUAAUUCGAAAUAAAAAUAAAAAUGAAAAAAAAAUUAUUAAAAAAAUCUUUAAACAAAAAAAAAAAAAAUAAAAAAUACUCUCAUUUACCUUUUUUCAGUUCGUGCUAGUUCCAAUUUGUAUCACCCUAGCCGUGCCUGCUGGUAUUUUCGUUCCAGCUUUCGUAUUAGGCGCCUGUGGCGGUCGAAUUGUCGGAGAACUUAUGGUAGUUCUCUUCCCCGAUGGAAUGCGUGGCCCACUGGGACCACAGAUCUAUCCUGGAUUAUAUGCCGUGGUCGGUAAGUGAGGAACAUUCUGAAUCUUUCCAAAUUUGUGGAAAAAAUGGAUAUUUCAAUUUCUGGUUGCUUAUUUUAGGAGCCGCUGCAUUUACCGGCGCCGUGACGCAUUCACUAUCAAUUGCUGUGAUUGUCUGCGAAACCACUGGUCAAUUGAGUCCAUUAUUGCCGGUUUUGGUGAGUUACCGUCAUUCUGAAGCAGUCUAUUAGUAUUUUCACAAAGUUGAUGGACAUUUUUACUUUUUUUCACAGUGCAUUUUGAACUUUUUCGAUAUUUUGAAGCAUAGUGCAAAAACCAAAAGAAAAGUAAAUCCACAGUACAAAAUUGCGGUUUUUUCUGCGCGACAAACAUGUCCAUGCGCUGUCGGGAAAAUAAUGUGAAUUUAUCGCGCCUUGGAAACGCCCAUCAUCGCUUUGCGACGGCUAGCCGCGGCUGGAGCUUUGGUAUGUGACAAGGCGUGAAAUUUUCAGCGACAAGUCCACAUUAUUUUCCCGAUAGACUCAUGAAAAUACUAUAUACCACAGAAGGGUUCCUAUGCUACUGAUUUGUGAAAAAAUUGAAAAAAAUGCAUUUGAAGAGCAACAGGUUCUUGUUGACACAUUUUUUGCUCAAAAUCGCUUCAGUGUUAUUAAUGUGUCGGGAAAAUAAUACGCAAUAAAUUUGGCUGUGCCGAUAGCGUCGCUGAAGUGAAAAGAACUUUGAUUUUGCCGCGACACAAUUCACUUUCUCGGUGGCGAUGCGAUUUUCGAUGCGACAGAGUGCGCAUUUUUUUCUCGACAGACUGAGCCAACCUCCACCUUAAUCCCUUAAUCGUUAUCUCUCUCUAAUAUUUACUUAUUUUUCCACCCCAGAUAGCUCUGAUGAUUGGCAAUGCGGUCUCAAGUUUCCUGCAUCCAAGCAUCUACGAAAGCAUUAUCAUGCUGAAGAAGUAUCCGCAUCUCACGGAGCUGCCGCCUUCGCGGAUCAGCGUCCACACGCUGAAAGUUGAGCAGAUCAUGGUCAAGGACAUUGUGUACAUAACCAAGGAUACCACGUACAAAGAGCUGAGAGAGUUAUUGAUCUCGACGCCUCAGCUGAGAUCGUAUCCGUUGGUCACUGAUGACGGUGAGUGAGAUUUUUAAAAAUUUAUAGAGGAAGUGUGGAAUGGGCAAUGCUUAGAUUUUGAUGAAAAUAAGCACAAAUUUAGGAGAAAUCUUUUUCUAAAACAGAUGCAAGAUCCCAAGCUAGAACAUUGCAGACAAGACAGUUUUUUAGGCCGAAAGCUGGCAAAGAAUGACAGUUUUUUGCAGAUUUUGGCUAGGAAAGUUUUGUACCUAUUUUUAUCGUAAUGUAUGCGCAAAAAAAUCAGUUUUUUCUUUGAAAAGAGGGGGUCAAGAAUAAGGUCUAAAGGUGUGUUUCACUGUGACGGCUCUCCGCGUACUCUCUCGGUUACAAAAAUAGUCAAAUAUCAGUCUGUCGGGAAAAUAAUGGGGCACGUCACUGGAACAUGUCUCGCCUCGUCGCAGACGCGCUUCAAAACUCCAGUCGCAGCUGGCCGUCGCAACGCGAUGAUGGGGACUCCAAGGCGCGACAAACCCACAUUAUUUUCCACGACACACUGAUAUCUGAUUAUUCACGGCGAAAGUUGCUACUCUUUGCACUGUGAAAUUGUUGUCACAAAAUGCGCGGCGAUGCAGUUGAAAAAGCUUACGUCGGGCGAUUUUCGAAAUGCAUAGUGUAUUGCAAAAUUAUAAAAAAUCUGGACGUCGCAGUUCUGCCACUUUCUCCGUUUGAGUUUUUCACUGCAAGAAAUACAUAAAUAUGUAUUAAAUUUUUCAGAAGAACGAAUUCUCCUCGGCUCGGUUGCUCGGAAAUAUUUGAAUUUCCUCGUGACAAUCCAUCUCGGCCCCGAUCCCGGCCUAACCUUGCGUCGACGAAGUCAGGCGGCCGAUAUGUUCGGCACGUAUAAUCGAACAAGUGUGAUGAGGACGAGCAUGUCUGGGCACACUUUAUUGUCCAACAGUCCAAUGCAUGAGAAUCUGAAGAGUGAGUUGCAGAUUUUUUAAAGGCCUUCACAGCGAGUUGGAAUGAUAAUUACUGUAUUAUUUUUUGUAGAAAAUGGCCUGCGGACAUCGUUGUCAUUCCAUCGAAAAUCCGACCCUUCUUUGGUAAGUUGGGGAAAAAAUACGAAAAUAAUAAUGUUUUUAAUGGAGUUAUCCAGUCUUAAAAUUUUCUCGGCAUUACUCGUGGGUCCUGACGUUGGUGAUGACGUGACCUAAAAAAAUGAUCACCACAGUCAGGCAUUGAGACCAUUUUCGGGAAAUUUUAGGCAACUUCCUUGACCUCGGUCACGAGCAGAGAUUGCCACGGCUCUUGGCUCUGGCUCUGCGCGGCUCCGGGUCCCGAGCCAAAAGUCGGAGCCAGUCUUCUCAGAACAGUAAAAGUUUCGUGACCUUGUUGAAUCAAUUGCUUGAAAAAUACUGGUAAGCAUGUUUUGCGUACGACUUGGCGUGUUCAAUUGGCUCCAAAACUUGUCGAAAGGCUUGAAAAGUACGCUGGAGCAACCAAAGCUGAAUAGCCCGCAUUUAGUGUACAGGAAAGCACCAAAACAAUCAAAUUGUGCCUAGAGAGCCAGGAGCCAGAGCCGCAAAUUUGGCCGUGGCAUCAUUUUCGGGCAAUUUUACCCGGUCACCACCUAGUCGCGAGCUAGUAAAGUUCAGAAAAAAUGAACAUGAUUUUCGAAAUCAGCACCCUCGAAAACCCCUAAAUGUUUUUUCUUCAGGCCGAAAGUGUCCUGCUGGACCGAGCCAUGAAGCUGGAGAAACCCAUUGACAUCGACGACUUGGCCGUCGACUCUGCUCCGUUUCAGCUGGUCCUUGGCACAAGUCUCUUCAAAGUUCACACUCUUUUCUCACUUCUCGGACUGAACCACGCCUAUGUGACCCAUCGCGGAAGGUUGGUGGGAGUUGUCGCGUUGCGGGAGGUAAGAACAAACUCUUCUAAAUUUGUGCCAAGUUUCAUCAAAAUCUGAGCGUCACACUUGACGUAUAUACUUCCUCAAUUUAUAACAUGUUUAAUUUUUCAAAAAAAAAAAAAAAAAAAAGAAAAAAAUACACUUUUUUUAUACUUUUUUCAGCUCCGUCUCGCCUUAUCCGACAUUUAUGUCCGAGGCGCCGUCCCCAACAAGGAAUCGUCCUGCGGCUCCGUUCAACGACUCAACGACUUCCACAUCGACCAACCCGAAAUCAUCAAGGGCAAUAAAAGCUAUUACAAUGGGACACUGAGCGUCCCCAAGGACAACGAUGGCUUCUCCGGGAUCUCCAUUAAUAUUCAUCCACCGAUCCAGGAGGAGGAUGAUAAUGGGGAGGAAAUUAACCAUGAAGAGACGUUACUGCUGAAUGAUGUCACUCAUGUUGAUGAGGAGACGGAUGGGGAGGAAAAGAGUGGGGAAAAAUAG
Bursaphelenchus xylophilus (pine wood nematode) is the source of this 11348-nucleotide messenger RNA. The record is from the annotation of a GenBank genome assembly. Lineage: Eukaryota; Metazoa; Nematoda; Chromadorea; Rhabditida; Aphelenchoididae.